Messenger RNA from Sapajus apella (tufted capuchin), 2350 nucleotides. Its product is annotated as transmembrane epididymal protein 1-like. The record is from RefSeq and is a predicted model, not a curated record. The transcript has 2 exons. Bases 1 to 1110 code for a protein of 369 amino acids. NCBI's taxonomy places the organism in Eukaryota, Metazoa, Chordata, Mammalia, Primates, Cebidae.
AUGGGUAUAACCAGAACCACCUCAGGGGCUGUAAAAGGGUCCCCUGAAAGCCCAUUCACCAACUUCGCCUUCAGAGUUGGACAGAUCAAUAGUUCCAUGGGAAACUUUUUUGGUCAUGUGUAUCCAGGGCUGUUUCUGUUCUUACAUGGACUGUAUCAGGCAGUAGUAAUCUCCAAAGCUAUAAUAUCCAGCGACUCUCUCCUAUAUCCUUCAUCCCCUCCCAGGAAUAAGGGAAGAUGUGCCAGGCUGCGGAAAAUAUCCUAUGGAGGUCUGUUGAAGAUGGUGGCUGGCUGCUUCUUGACAGUUUAUGAGGUCAUCUGCAUUGAAGGAGGGUUGAUAUUGAUGAACAGGGAACUGCCACCAAGGUUCAUGUACCCCAAAGAGUGGCAGCACCUCACCAUGUUCAUCCUCCUCACUCUCAAUGGCUGUGUGGACUUUGUGAGCAAGAAUGUGCUGCCUCAGAGGUGUGUGGGCCUAGAAAAAGGUACCCUGGUCCUGAUCAUCUAUGAGCUCCUGCUGCUGAUGGUGUCACAUGUUAAAGACUCAGAAGGGGUGGAGCUGCACGUGCACUCUCUGCUCAUCCUGGUGGUGUUCCUGCUGUUGCUGGUGUUCACUGCAGAGCUGUGGGCUCCCAACAUGUGUCAUCUCCAGCUGAUGGAGACCUUUCUGAUCCUCAUGAUGGGCUCCUGGCUGAUGCAGGCAGGCUUUAUUCUAUACAGACCUGUCUCUGGCUACCCAUGGGAGGACGAUGACAUCAGUGACAUCAUGUUUGUCACCACCUUCUUCUGCUGGCAUGUGAUGAUCGAUGCCUCGUGCCUGUUGGGAAUCUACGGCUUCUCUUCCUUUUGGCAUCGUUGUUACGCUCCCAGCUUGAAGCUGACGGGGCCCAAGGAAGCUCCGUGUUACGCAAGCCCUCCAGGACCCCUCUACAAGUUGCUGCAGGAAGUGGAGCAGUCAGAGAAAGAGGACCAGGUCCUCCUUUUUUCAAAGAGCUCCCCUGAGACAGAGUCUAUAGUGGCUGGCACAUCAUCCACCUUGCCUUCCUCCUGCGGGCUCCUCAGCCACGAGCAUGGCACCCUCCUUGGUGAAGGCAAUGGCCUUGAAGGCUAGCAGUUGGUCCUGUCUGCGGAUGCAUUUUCUUUUCUUUUCUUUUGGAGACAGAGUCUCGCUCUGUUGCCCAAGGUGGAGUGCAAUGGCACAGUCUCGGCUCACCGCAACCUCCGCCUCCUGGGUUCAGGCGAUUUUCUGCCUCAGCCUCCGGAGUAGCUGAGAUUACAGGUGUCUGCCACCAUGCCCAUGCUGGUGCAUUUUCUAUCCCUGAGACUGUAAUUACUGAGAAGAUACGGAGAGAGGGAUUGAGAAAGAGAGACGCUGAUGAGAUUUGGGGGAGGGAGGGAAAAGGACCAGGAGAACAAAUUAGUGUGCAAGAAAAGCCACUGGGGGAAGAGACGGCAACAAAAGGAAGGAAGGGCUGUGAAGGGAGAACAGGGUCUAGCAGUUAUGCUGUCACUAGCGGCUUCGUCAGCCAGGAGGGAUUGCCUCUUACCUGAGGGAAUGAAGACUUCUCAUAGCUGAAAACUGGAACUAUUCAAGUCCCAUCUUGAUAAAGAAAAGUGGGUACUUUCUGUGCUCACCAGAGUGGUGCCACCGUGUGGAAGUGGCACAACAGAAUUUAUAAUUAAUUCAUACAGGUUGAAAUUAUGCUCAUUUUGCCUCCUCCUCUCCCCCAGCUUUCAAGAAUUGGCUUCAUUUCAAAUUUUACACAUAAAGUGAGACUUCUAAAAUACCUUAAUAACAUUUCAGAUUUCCAUAGUUCAAAUUUUUAUAGAAUUCAAAUGCUAUAGCAUUUUUAUAGAAUUCAAAUGCUUGGUACUUUCCUGACUUCUCAUUUUGUUACUCUCACGGUAGCCCAAACUUUCCUGUUUCACCAUGACCACCUUGCACAUGCAACUCUUGGGUCUUUGCGAAUUUCUUUUCUUUGCAUAUCACAACCAGUCAACCUACAGUCACAUAUUUGCCACGUUCUUAGAUUCUGGGAAUAAACCUACACCCACCCAUCACCUCACCAAGUAUCCCCAAGUCAGCCUUCUCCAAGAACUCUUAUUGAUUCCCUUGUUUUGGAACUCUUAGGCACUUACGUUUAAUGUGCCCUGUUAUUUUGCUCAUAUAGGUGACACACUUUCUUUUAUACUACCGCUGAAAUCAUUUUCCUUCAGGAAAUUUUUCCUCACACACUAAAGUACAGGCUUCUAAAGGGAAAAGAUUUUGCCUUAUCCAAGUUACAAAAUUUCCUGUGUAUACCCCAGCUAUGGAUCAUGGUUGAUGUUCAAUAAAGGUUUCUUUGCUUCCA